Messenger RNA from Megalops cyprinoides (Indo-Pacific tarpon), 7581 nucleotides. Its product is annotated as interferon-induced very large GTPase 1-like. The transcript has 2 exons. The record is from RefSeq and is a predicted model, not a curated record. The coding region runs from base 189 to 7307 and encodes 2372 amino acids. Gene Ontology annotation, molecular function: GTP binding. Lineage: Eukaryota; Metazoa; Chordata; Actinopteri; Elopiformes; Megalopidae.
CUGUUUUUCUCUUCGUGGAGAUCGCAUUUCUGUCUUCGGUGGAUUUCACCCGAAAUGUAAUUCCGUAGAGAGUUGGACUGAUUUCGAUGAGUGGCAGCUUUCAUUAACCCAGAAGAGUAUAUGUAUCUGAAGUAAGUCAUAUGUAUAUUAUUAGUAUGUUGCCUAACUUUAAUGUUAAAAUGUGAUCCAUGCUUGUGGUAGAUUAUCUAUUACUAAACUUUUGUUGUCUGUUUCACAUUAAGCUGUCCCUUUGGACACAUCACUUCAUAAUGGAGCCCAAAGAACAUACUUCCUCAGCUCUGUCUGAAAAAGUCUUCAGUUUGCUAAGAGGCAUCAGUGAACUUAGACGAAAUGGGAAGGACAGGAAAGACAGUGGGGUACAAGAUAAAGAGAAAGAGAUUCAAAACCUUCUGAGAGCCCCGGAACACGAGUGGCUCCCACCAGAUAAAACAAUUCAGGAACUGGAAGAGUUUGUCAAACAAUUUGUGACGGAUUGCAAGGCUUCUGCAGAAACCAGUGUGGGCGGACAUAGCCCUGACAUCAUCAGAAACGCAUCCGGAGGUCUGGCGCUGAGAGGGAUACUCCUGAGCAAGGAUCUGCAGGAGCUGUCUAAAGAACGGAAAACCCUUCUCGAGGUGCCAAAGAAUGUGACAUUUGUUAACUCAAGCAAGGCUCCGCAGGACCUGACGGUAAAUUUCGAAUGUCUCCAACAAGAGCAGCAUUUCCAGCAGUGUGUGCACAGCACAGGGCUUAACAUUUCAGGGGGUGUAUCAGGCAAGAGGUGGGGCUGCACUGCGGGAGUCAGAGCUGGGUACGACUCAUCGCAGCAAUCAGACGAAAGCAGUUCGUCAAACAAAGAAACUGUGUACGCCUCCAUUUUGAAGUACUCGUCUGUUCCGAUAGCUAGCUGCGAAUUCAGUGCAAAGGAUCUCAGAUUAUCAGGGCCAGCGCUGGACAGCCUCAGACAGCUCCAAGAUACUUUCAAAUAUGCACCUUCCAGUGCAUUAAAAGAGAAAUGUUGUGCAGAGUUUCUGUAUUCGUAUGGCUCACAUGCAAACUGCGGCACUCUUGUCUUUGGGGGUAUUUUUGAGACAAAGGCAGAAACAUCCAACUACAAAAAGGAUGAGAAGAGCACUGUCUUUCAAAUGCUAAGUGACGUGCUGCAUUCGUCUGUCAACGUCAAUUUGUUUGGAUUAGUAGAUAUUGAUAAUACCGUCUCAAAAACAUCUUCUUCUUCUAACUACAGUAAGGGGUAUACACGUGAGCAACUGAAAAGCACCAGAGUGUCAAUUCAGAAAGUGGGUGGUCCUCCCACAGCAUCAGACGUCACUGAGUGGAAGAGAGGUUUGCUGUCGAAACCGGAAACGUGGCAAGUGAUUGACAGGGGUUCCCUUGAGGAAUUAGUGCCAGUUUGGGUAAUACUCUCAAACCACGUCGGUGACCUUGAGGACUGUCAGCUGCUUGCUCAGAACUUGAGGAAGAGCUGGGAGAAGGAGACGCAACUUUUUGACAAGCAUUCUGACGUUAAACUCCUGAAAUCCUUGAGGGAAAUACAGAAAAAAAUAACAAGUGUUAAAAUGUGGAACGAUCAGCCAGAGGAGGAGUUUCUCAAAAAUUGUGAGGGAUAUGUGAGUGAAUGCCAACAGUUUAAACUGAGCCUCGCAUGCUCAGACUUACUGUGGUAUGAAAAAUUCCUUUGUGCCACAGAAGUACAGCGUUUCAUUGAUAAAGCCGCAGGAUGCAUAGAUCAGUGUAGAAAUAAAAAAUACCUCACCAUGAUGCUGUCCAGUGUGCUUGAGCCUAUUGAACUCAUUCAGACCAGUAAAUUCCCAAAUAUUGCUCAGAUUCGUAGCAAACUCAGUGACUUUCAGGGUAUGACGAAACCCUCAUACAUUACACUGGAAAGUGCAAUGAGAAUUGUGAAAGAGACAAAGACUGAAUUUGUAAAGGCUAGCCCUGAGGACAUUGAAGCACAUCAGAAGUUAUGCUUGGAUCUCCACAAGACAAUUGAUGCACUGCAGCUCAACCUCAAACAAAAAGAGAAGUAUGCAGAUGUUCUGGUGACAGGGAUUCUCAGUUUGGUUUUUACUGGGCCACAUCGUAAUUCAAAAUCUUCUUUGACAGAGAAGGAUCUGGAUUCCCUUUUCGUUCAAAUGGGAAAGAUUGAGAAUAUUCUGGAAACUCUGAAGCCUUUAAACGACACGCAGCGUGAGGCCUUUCUGAUUUACGAAGCUUUAAAAAGCUUCAGGGAAGUUGGCUGGCAAGAGAAAGACUGCACUGCUGGUAUAAAAAUCCUCUGCAAAAGGUCGGGAAAGGACAUUUCUCCAAGGGUUAGAGAAGUGGCUUUCACUGACAGCGGCAACGUAAAAACAGACCUUCAAAACCUUGAAGACCAACUCAUUUGUCUGUUCAAAAAUGAAUUGCUCCCAAGUACUCAAAAAGCAACUGAACAAAAGAAAGAACUUGAAGACUUCCUGACUUCACUGAAUCAGACCACAUGCAUAGACACUGGACAUCUCCCCACCACGAGGAACAGUGACUUCACGAUACAAGAACUACUACAACAGCUUGGGAUGAACGAAUACUACCCAGGAAAACUUAAACUGCGUGACGUAUUGGAAAUCGGACUGGAUUCAGUAAUGGACCAAACGGGAACUGAAAGCAACCGUAUUAUGUGGAAUUUCAUUCGAAAAGUCUUGAUGGCUAAUUCAACUGCAAGGAAAGUGACAACUACCCCAAGAAAGAAUGCAGACACAGAGACAGAGGAGAGACAGGCCAGCGAAUCAGACCUUCUGGAUGUCGAUGAGUUAUUUAUGGAGGAAGAAAAAUGCAGCGAAACAUCCUUUAACCCUCUUGACAUCACCGUCAUGACACUUCUGUGUUCGGAUCAAUUGUUGCAGCAGGAAUUAAUGUCCAAAAUGACAAUGUGCCAAUUCGCUGUCCCUCUUUUGAUUCCAAACAGUCUUGGAAAAGAAGUGUCUUUAUUCCUGUGGGCACUGCUAAGUAUUGUUAAAAAAUGGACACCAAAAUCACUAGCUCAAAGCAGAGGAUUUAUAGAAGAAAAUAUAGCAGUCAAAAAAAUGCCAACGGUAUCAUUUGUUCGUAUUGGGACCUGCAAAGAAUCAAAGUCAAAAAUCCUUAACGAGAUGCUAAGUGAUGGUCAGCUCAGUUUCUUUGUUAAUCGGCACAUGGAGCAAGGUGAUGUGAAGAGAAAAAUAUCAGAUGGAGUGGCAGAAGUGUGCUGGUAUCUCCCCAGCGGCAAUGACACAUUGGACACUUUCUCGGAAGCCUUUGCUGUGGUAAACCUUCGAGGGGAUGCGCUGGAACAUAGUACCCAGCUACGUUUUCUUACCGAAGUGUCUUCUGCCACGUUUGUGUUUGUUGACAAAAUUGGAAAUGAGGAAAAAGCAUUCAUUACGUCUCAUUUGAGCUCUCUGAAGAUGUCCAGGUUGUUUCUUGUGAUGAACACCUCCCAGAGUGAUAAACCUGAAACGGCUGCAAAUCUGAAAAUUCUUAUUCCUUUGUUGGAACUAAAGAAGGAUCAAUACGUUCAGUUGGGAAAAUCAAACACGGACAUCCUGAAGAACCUCCGUGAAAGGGUUUCCAAUGAAGUGACGCAGUCAAUAAAAAAGAAACAGAAGCUUUUUAGCUUAGAUGAAAUGGCUGAUGUUGCUAGAGGCCAGGGUAUUUUUGUGGAUGAAGAUGAAGACAAUUGCAAAAAAGGCAAAGCAGCUGCAAAAGAAAUUAUGACAAUGAUGGAAGAAAAUGAAAAUGUUGCAUAUUUCAAGAAGAACAGCCUGUGUUAUCAAGGGGACCAGUGGAAAAUGUGGUCCAAAAUCGACAAGGAGCAGUCUCGUCUGAGAGCUCGUGGAGCAGAGUCUGCAGUAGACUACAUAGAAAAACUACAAAGGGAAAAGAGGAGACUUAGAGAAGAACAACUUGGAUUUAAAGUCUCAAAUUUUAUGAGGAAGUUCAUCGAGCAGAUGCACAGCCAGAACCAUGCCAAAAUGUUCUUUAUGCAGUGGCUAAAACUCGAACUUGACUCCAGGUCAAGAAAGGAUUUAAAAGUCUUGCACGACAGAUACAAGCAGUUAUGUGACGAUGGCAAAUCACAGACACAAGAGCUGAAAGACCUUGACGGAAAGAUUUCAGAAAGCUCUUUGGGGCUGGAGCACUUACUGCGUGAAGUGGGGCAAAUUUAUGAAGCUACGGCAAAUAACACCAUGCCACAGGAGAGAGGCCUCUAUCAACAAUUGCCACAGUAUGCAGCUAAGCUAAUGCUGGAUGGAAUCCCCUUGGAACUCAUCGAUGGAGAUGCCUCUAACAUUCCACUGCAGUGGGUUACAAACGUGCUGGAAGAAAUUGAAAACAUCAUUGGGAAAGAAAGCAGAAUGUUUGUUGUGACAGUUCUGGGAGUGCAAAGCACAGGCAAAUCCACUCUCUUGAACACCAUGUUUGGUCUGCAGUUUGCUGUAAGCAGCGGACGCUGCACCCGUGGGGCAUUCAUGCAGCUCCUGAGGGUCAAAGGUGACUUUAAGAAGCAACUGGGGUGUGACUUUGUGAUGGUGAUUGACACCGAGGGCCUGAAGGCACCUGAACUGGCUCAGAUGGACGACAGCUAUGAACACGACAACGAAUUGGCCACGCUGGUGAUUGGUCUGAGUGACCUGACCUUGGUGAACAUGUCAAUGGAGAACUCUGCUGAGAUGAGAGAUAUUCUGCAGAUUGUUGUGCAUGCGUUCAUUCGUAUGAAGGAGGUCGGGCGGCGACCUAAUUGUCAGUUUGUCCAUCAAAACGCAGGGGAUAUUGCAGCCCAUGAAAAGAACAUCAGAGACCGAAGGCAUUUCUUUGACCAACUUAAUGAAAUGACAAAAGCUGCUGCUAGAAUGGAGGAAAGAGAGGGGCAGUACUCAUCUUUUGGGGAUGUAAUGGACUAUGACGCUUCAAAAAGCAACUGGUACAUUGGCAGCCUUUGGCACGGAAAUCCACCCAUGGCAGCAGUGAACACGGGCUACUGCAAGGACAUUCUCGAUCUGAAACUGUACAUCUUUCAUUGCCUUGAACAGCGUCAAAACACCAGGAAACCUGGCACCGUGCGUGAUUUCGGCAAAUGGAUGAAAAGCAUCUGGGCGGCAGUGAAAAAGGAAAACUUCAUAUUCAGUUUCAAGAAUUCUUUGGUUGCCGAGGCCUACAAUGAGCUUUCCCUUAAAUACCGUGACUGGGAAUGGGAGCUAAGAGAGUUCAUAAUGUCUUGGACACAGGAGUCAGAAAACAAAAUAAAGAAUGCAUCACAAAUGGAACUCAGUACAAUCCUGUCUGACCUUGAACGUGACUUAAAUGCAAAGAUAAAUGAAAAGGUUGCAGUUUGCAUACAGAAGCUUGAAGAAUUCUUCAACAGUGGCAAAGACAAUGUGCAUUUGAUUGAGAGAUACAAGGCAGAGUUUCAGCAUAGCCUUGAGAUACUUGGCAGGGAGCUAAAGAACAGCUCCAUAAGCAAGUGUUCUGAUACCAUUUCAAGACAGAAAGCGUUGCAAAAACUGAACCAAGUUCAGAGAGGUUAUCAACAGCAGAUUGAGAAUCAAGUAAAUAGCCUCUUAAUGUCCUGCAAAAAACAGAAGACGUUGUUACAGGAAAGUGAGCUGGAGUAUGAGUUUGAAAACAUGUGGCGAGAGGUGACACUGACAUUUCCAAAUUCAACCUCUGAUAAACGCAGUGUGGCCAAUGACAUGGAGAAUGCUCUCUGCGAUGCCAUACCAGCAAAAUACCAGCAUUUGGUGUGGGACAAUCUACACCUGAUCAAUGAAGACCAUCUGGAUGAAUUCACCGUAGUAAAGAAUCAUUUGGAUCUCAAAUGGAAAAUUGUACCUGAAAUGAUCAAAAAUCCAUUUAAAAACACAAACUUGGCUGAACAAAUGAAGGAACACUUUGUCUACAACAUCAAAAAGAUUCUUGAUGACAAAGUGGAAGACAACAUUAAUUACGACCAAAAUUUCUGUCAGGAAAUGUUAAGAGCAAUUGAUCGGCUUUUGGAGAGUUGUGUUACUGAGUCUCCCAGAUUCAAUGAAAGUUUCAAGGUGGACUUCAAAUUGCACCUCAGCGGCCAUGCAGUAAAACGAUUUGAAGAAAUGCAGGACAGGUUUUACCAAGAGAAUGACCCUGUGCAGAAACUAGGACGACUUAAAAGAAGGUAUCUUGAAAUUUUUAAAGACACCUAUUGCAAACGGGACCAGACCCACAAAAAAGCUGAAAUGUUUUGUAAGGAUUGUUUAAUGCCAGCUACAAUACAGUGCAUUGAAUCAAAGCUCGGUGCCUCAUUGCUGGAAGACUUGAGGUGCAACAGGGUGUCUCUUGCACUUUCCACCAGCAAGUUUUUCCAUGUGUCUCUUCUGAUGCACCUGAUGGAAGAGAAUGAUUUUGCUGAGUACUUCCGUUACAUCAAUCACUAUGAGGAAUAUGCAACUGAGUGGGUGAAAAAAUGUGUCCUCAAGCACUGUGCGGAAGAGACAGAUGAUGGGAAAACAAGACUUGCUGGACUCGCCAGUCGCAUUCUGAAACAGGUAUUGUAUACAGCCAAGGAAGCGGUCAAAGAUGCAGAGGCUGUCACUGUUUCAAACCAGAUUGAUGGCUUUAUAGAAGUUUUUGUGAAGAAAAUGGACAGAGAGCUUGUGAUUCCUACUGACAACCUAGACAUAGUUGCCUUUCAGAAUGAUGGUAACAACAAAACCUUUGCUGAAGCUGUUCUUGAUGGUAUUAAUGAACUUGAAAAGGACAUUGAAGAGCAAAUCACCAACUGGGAUGUGGAAGAAACUGUUCUUAACCUUUCCACGAAACCAACAGAGGAGCUUAUCAAUUCUUUGCUCAACUGCAAGAAGCAGUGUCCUUUCUGUGGUGUACCAUGCGAACGAGCAGGCCUGAACCAUUCAGAUCAUUUCUCCGAGUAUCACAUCCCGGAUGGCCUUUGCGGCUAUACCCAAAAUACCUCGAAGAAGUUGUCCACUUACAUCUGCACCAUUUCAGUAUCAUCUGGGGAGUGUUUCUUGAAUGAAGACACAGACUACAGAUACGUACCAUACAGAAACUACAAAUCUGUCAACGAGUUCUACAGAUCAUGGCAGAUUCAGUCAGAUUCCAGUUACAAGGCAUCUUCAUACUGGAAGUAUGUGUUCUACAGAUUCAACAAUGAAUUUGCUCACAGAUAUGCGGCCGAACCUGCUACAAUCCCUGAAGGGUGGAAAAUAAGUGAAGAACAAGUGAAGACAGACCUUGAAGAGGCUUAUCAAGUCAGCCUAGAUGCUGUUUCUUAUUGAAGAGGCUUAUCAAGUCAGCCUAGAUGCUGUUUCUUAACUUGAUGGAGGUUGUUUAAAAUAAAGGGAGAUGGAUUUUUUUUUACAUUGAUUUAGCAUAGUUGUAGGUAAGACUUACAGAUUCAUAAUGUAUGCAUGUAGUAUUUACCCAUUCACAAAUUGGCUUUAAAUGAUUACACUGUCACCCUUGUAUGCUCUACUUUUAUUAUUAUUUUACACAUAAGCAUUGCUGUGGUAAGGUGCUGGGCUCAUAACCAAAAGGUUGCAGGUUUGAUUC